GUGAGGUGGGGCCAGCGGAGCUGCUGGGGCCACCCGGUUCCUGGGCUGGCAAAGUGGACUUUCCUGUUUCGGCUGUGCAGUGCAGCCACCAUCCCUUCUGCACCCUCAGCUCCGUGCCCGGUGGGGUCCCAUCUCAGCCCACAACAUGCCCCUGCCACGGCUGGUGGCUUGAGUGGAGCCUGUGCUGCAGGGAAGGGAGACUGACGCUGGGAAGGAUACUCGUGGGUCACCCCAGCUUAGCCAUGGCAGUGGCAGCCAGGAAAAGCAGGACUACGGCCUCUCCACACACCAGCAUCACCACCACGGCUUGGCCGGGCUUCCUGGACAGCUGGCUGAGCCGGAUCCCGUUACCCAAAUGGGCGCUCAUCACCGUGGCUGUGGCAGGGGCCAUUCUCCUCCUUCUCUUCCUCAUCUGCAUCAUCAGGUGCUGCUGCAGCAAGAAGAAGCCCAAGAAGAAGGAGAGAAUUGGCUUGUGUGCCGUCAGCAACUCCACCACGACCAGCCUUGUCCAGCCUGAGAUGGAGGACCUGGAACGGGGAGUAGAGCAGAAGUGGCGAGGAAAGCUGCAGUACUCCCUGGAGUACAUCUUCCGCAAACAGGAGCUGAAGGUUGGCGUGAAGCAGGCAGUCGAGCUGAAAGCCAUGGACAGCGGGGGCACUUCUGAUCCAUAUGUGAUUGUCUACCUAWCGUCUGAUGUGAAGAACAGAUAUGAGACCAAGGUUUACCGCAAGACCCUGAAUCCCAUCUUCAAUGAGAGCUUCACUUUCCAGGUACCCCAGGCCGAGGUGUCUGAAUCCACACUGGUGAUGCAGGUCUAUGACUUCAACCGCUUUGCCAAGCACGACAUCAUUGGUGAGGUCCGGCUGCCCCUGGCCAGUGUCAACCUGCAGCAUGUCAUCGAGCAGUGGAGUGACCUGGCGGUGGCCAGUAAAGUGGAGGAAGAGCCUCUGGGUGAGAUCUGCUUCUCCCUGCGCUACGUCCCCAGCACUGGCAAGCUGACUGUGCUCAUCCUGGAGGCCAGGCAGCUGAAGAGGAUGGACUCUCACGGACUCUCAGAUCCUUUUGUAAAGGUGCAUCUCAUACUGAACAGGAAGAAAUGGAAGAAGAAGAAGACAAGUGUGAAGAAAAACACCUUAAGUCCUUAYUUCAAUGAGGUGUUUGUUUUUGAGGUGCCUUUCAGUCAGAUCCAGAAUGUGGACGUGGUCAUCUCCGUCUGGGAUCAYGACAAAGUGACCAAGAACGAGCCCAUCGGCAAACUCUUCCUGGGCUGCCGAGCCACAGGCAACCAGCUGCGGCACUGGUCCGACAUGCUGUCCAACCCACGCCGGCCCCUCGCCCAGUGGCACAUCCUGCAGCCCCCAGAUGUGGUCGACAAAGCCCUGGGACUGAAGUCGCACCUCAAGCUGCCCCUGCACUCCAGAUAGUGGGGGUCUCCUUCUCCAUCCAGGGAGAAGGAUGGCAGGCUUGUGGAGGAGCCAGGGGCUUCUGCUCAGCAAGCUCUAGRCGUGCUGGUCCCAGCUCCUUGUCAGCAAAGAGGGGACUGGGACUCCUUCUGGCCGAGAGAUGAUCUGGCUGCUGCUGCUGCAGCUCGUGCCCUGUGUAACGCUUGGGGUGGGGCAGCUUGGCAAGGCUGGACUUGGAGCAGAGGGUGCUGGAGGGGAUGGCAUGGGCACAGGAGCCAGCCCAUCCCAACUGCUCGUGGGCUGGGGGGGAAAUACACAGAGCUUCAGGYUCAUGCUAAAACAGAGUCCAUUGACGUUUAUAAAGCAGAAGGUUAACGUGCUGAUGGCAUGGAUGGGAAAUUACUUUUGUUGUAACUUGGCAAGAAGUGUCUUCUUGGAAAGGCUUUAUGUAUCUGUGAAGGCUUUUAAACAGGACCAAGGUAUCAAAGCAUGUAAGAGGUUUGAGGGGAGAGAAUGAACACAGGUGGGUGAGAAAGGCRUUGGAGACAUAGCACGAGCUCUGCAGGGUGUGCUCUGUGUCCUGUCUAGAGGCUACAUGAGAAGCAAUGUGGCUUCACACUUAGCCCAUUCUCAGCCCACGAUGAUUUGUGUGUGCUAGAAUGUGACAGAGGCUCUGGGACUCUCAGUGACCAUCC
Malurus melanocephalus (red-backed fairy wren) is the source of this 2098-nucleotide messenger RNA. RefSeq names its product synaptotagmin 8 (gene SYT8). The transcript has 9 exons. Lineage: Eukaryota; Metazoa; Chordata; Aves; Passeriformes; Maluridae. Gene Ontology annotation, biological process: regulation of calcium ion-dependent exocytosis; regulation of dopamine secretion; synaptic vesicle endocytosis. The record is from RefSeq and is a predicted model, not a curated record. Gene Ontology annotation, cellular component: dense core granule; axon; synaptic vesicle membrane. Gene Ontology annotation, molecular function: calcium ion binding; clathrin binding; calcium-dependent phospholipid binding. The coding region runs from base 243 to 1424 and encodes 393 amino acids.